This is a messenger RNA of Pocillopora verrucosa, 1050 nucleotides long. NCBI's taxonomy places the organism in Eukaryota, Metazoa, Cnidaria, Anthozoa, Scleractinia, Pocilloporidae. The record is from RefSeq and is a predicted model, not a curated record.
AUGCCUCUAAAAUUCAUCUUUCCGUGGAAGGUAUUUGCCCUUAUAUGCGCUUUCUCGUCAACACCAAAUACAUCUGCAGAAGACGAACAGGGCGUGUUCUUUCGCAUGGAAGAAAACGCUUUCCUUGAUGACGAAAACGUUCUUCUAAGCGAAAAGGCUGACUCUGUUAUGAGCUGUGCUCGAAUGUGUGUAAGAGAAGCUGCUUGCAAAGGAGCAAAUUUCUUGGCGAACAAAGGCACCUGUUCUCUUUUUAACGAAGGACAACAGGCAAGGAAGAUGGAGAGAUUCGUAAAACGGGAUGGUUCUUUCUAUAUAGAAAAGGUUGUCUCUCAAGAAGUCUCUAGUCCACAAGGAAAGAACACGCCUGCACCCCGUGGCUUAACCCAGCAUUCAGCAGUCCCAUCAUGCAAGACUCUCCUCGACCAAUCUCCCCCUCCCUCCACGGGUAUUUAUUGGAUUGAUCCUGAUGGUGUGUCUCAGUCCAACGCUUUCAAGGCUUAUUGUGACAUGGAGACCAGUGGUGGAGGUUGGACUCUAGUAUGGAGUUAUUCCUUCACUAAUUACAGUCACUUUAAUGAUAGUUCAAAUGCGAUCUCACCAAGAGCAAACUGGCCUGUUUGGCUUGAUGGGUAUAUGCAUGUUCCUGUCUCCACAACUCCUCCAUUAAAUGAAACAGACUACAACGCUGUGAACUUCUCACUCUGGAAAAAACUUGGCAGACAGAUCCUCAUCAAGAGCAACAUAAACAACUGGCUGGUGUGUGAUCCGGGAAAUGGCAGCUUGGUGGAUUGGCAGUAUGGUGACAUCAACUGCACGAUCAUUAAACAUGUGACCAACACCUGCAAAGAUACACCAGCACCUUCAUUAUUUGGCGAUGGAUUAGACUCUGGACCGAUAUUCUUUAUCCACGCAAACGACCUUUAUUAUCUUUAUUAUUAUUUCGAUACUCUCACGGAGUAUCAAUGGCCUGUCCAUGAUCCAUGUGGAAAAAGUGAGCCCAACCAGUUGAACGGCGUCGCUGAGCCUCAUGGGAACAUUUUCAUCCGUUAG